UGCAUUUGCUCGCGCUCACCAACCGAGCUGAAUGUAUAAAUAUGAUAUUUCAAAAAUUACAGACAUCAGUUGUGCUCUGAGUCCACUGAAGCGAAUACAAAGCCGCAAACAAAAAAUCCAAAAUGAAAUUCUUCAUUGUAAUCCUUGCUGUUGUUGCACUGGCAUACGCCGAAGAUGAUUGGGUGCCAAAAAAUGCUGCCGAAAUCAAAGUUAUCCGCCAGGAAUGCUUCAAGGAUUUCCCACUCAGCGAGGAAUACAUCCAGAAGAUGAAGAGCUUUGAAUACCCCGAUGAAGAACCAGUGCGCAAGUACUUGCUUUGUACCGCUAAGAAAUUGGGUGUCUUCUGCGAACAUCAAGGUUAUCAUGCCGAUCGUGUUGCCAAGCAAUUCAAAAUGGAUUUGGAUGAGGCUGAGGUUCUCGCCAUCGCUGAGGGUUGUGUGGACAAGAAUGUGGAGGGCAGCAGCGCUGAUGUGUGGGCCUACCGUGGACACAAGUGUCUGAUGGCCAGCAAGAUCGGCGAUCGUGUGAAGGCUUACAUCAAGAAGACCGUAGAAGAAGCAAAGAAACAAUAAAUUACUAUACAGUAACGCCAUUCGAUAAAACAAUAAAGUAUAUUUCUUUAAGUAUUAUAAA
Messenger RNA from Zeugodacus cucurbitae (melon fly), 633 nucleotides. It is a transcript of the gene Obp99c, whose product is annotated as general odorant-binding protein 99a. NCBI's taxonomy places the organism in Eukaryota, Metazoa, Arthropoda, Insecta, Diptera, Tephritidae. The transcript has 2 exons. Gene Ontology annotation, biological process: sensory perception of smell. Bases 123 to 572 code for a protein of 149 amino acids. The record is from RefSeq and is a predicted model, not a curated record. Gene Ontology annotation, molecular function: odorant binding.